AUGCCCUCCCGACCCUUCAUUCUCCGCCCCGCAACCCUUUCCGACAUCCCCCAAAUGACACACAUCGUCAUCGCAGCCUAUAGUCCCAGUCCCGUAAGCGACUUCCUCCAUCCGCACGCGAAACAAUAUCCACGAGAUCAACAAAUCUCCGUUGCACAAGCCGUUACAAAAUCCUAUCUGAACCCUCAUACUCUGACUUUAGUCGUCUGUUCUCCGGAGUCACCUGAUGCUCUUUUGGCUUAUGGAAUGUACAGUCGUAAAGGUGUGGAUUCUGGAGUUCAGAAAUUCGUAAAUGAGAGGAACGGCUUGGAAAGAUUGGGGAGAUGGAUGUUGACUUCUAUUUUAACGGUUCUGUUCGCAGUAUAUAAUUACUUCCGGCCCGACCGUGCUACGUCAAAACCCAACAGGGCCGUUUUCAAUCACUCAAUCAAAAUCGAUCAAGAGCGUUAUUGGUCUCCGGAAGCUUUCCCAAGGAGGCGAAAUCGCUGGCAUGUCAAUAGUAUCGUUGUGCUUCCCGAGUACCAAGGAAAAGGCAUUGGAAAAUUGUUGAUGGAGUAUAUUUUGGAGAGAGCGGGAAAAGAAAAAGUUCCUGCGGGAUUGACUGCUAGUAUUGAAGGAGAGAAAUUGUAUAGAAAAGUGGGGUUCAGAAUGCUAGGAGAUUUUUAUACGAGAGUUGGGAGGCAGCAUGCAGAGGGAGGCGGGCAUAUGAUUUGGUGGCCGGAAGGUGUUGAGAAGGAUGGAGAUUACUGA
Botrytis porri is the source of this 750-nucleotide messenger RNA. RefSeq lists its product as uncharacterized. NCBI's taxonomy places the organism in Eukaryota, Fungi, Ascomycota, Leotiomycetes, Helotiales, Sclerotiniaceae. Gene Ontology annotation, molecular function: acyltransferase activity, transferring groups other than amino-acyl groups. The transcript has a single exon. The record is from RefSeq and is a predicted model, not a curated record. The coding region runs from base 1 to 750 and encodes 249 amino acids.